AAUUAUGGACCGUAACCCCUCGCCACCGCCGCCGCCGACCGGGGACGAGGACGAGGAGGGGGUGGUUGGGGGAGACUGCAUAGGGAGCACGGUGUACAGCAAGCACUGGCUCUUCGGCGUCCUCAGCGGGCUUAUCCAGAUUGUUAGCCCUGAGAACACCAAAUCCAGCUCAGAUGAUGAGGAGCAGCAGACGGAGCUUGAUGAAGAAAUGGAGAAUGAAAUUUGCAGAGUAUGGGAUAUGUCCAUGGAUGAGGAUGUGGCUUUAUUUCUCCAAGAAUUUAAUGCUCCUGACAUAUUUAUGGGAGUAUUGGCCAAAUCCAAAUGUCCUCGAUUAAGAGAAAUCUGUGUGGGAAUUUUAGGCAAUAUGGCCUGUUUCCAGGAGAUAUGUGUGUCCAUCAGCAGUGACAAAAAUCUUGGCCAGGUAUUGCUGCACUGUUUGUAUGAUUCAGACCCUCCUACCCUGCUGGAAACAAGCAGGUUGUUGCUUACGUGUCUGUCCCAGACAGAAGUGGCCAAUGUCUGGGUUGAAAGAAUCCGGGAACAUCCAGCUAUUUAUGAUAGCAUUUGCUUCAUCAUGUCAAGUUCAACAAAUGUUGACUUGCUGGUGAAGGUGGGGGAGGUUGUGGACAAACUCUUUGAUUUGGAUGAGAAGCUAAUGUUGGAAUGGAUUAGAAAUGGGGCUCUUCAGCCUUUGGACCAACCCCAGGAAGAUUCUGAAGAGCAGCGAGUGUUUAGAAUUGUGCCCUGUGUACUUGAAGCUGCCAAACAAGUACGUUCUGAAAAUCUGGAAGGACUUGAUGUUUACAUGCAUAUCUUACAGCUACUUACCACAGUGGAUGAUGGAAUUCAAGCAAUUGUACAGUGUCCUGAUACUGGAAAAGACACUUGGAAUUUACUUUUUGACUUGGUCUGCCAUGAAUUCUGCCAGUCUGAUGAUCCACCCAUCAUACUUCAAGAACAGAAAACUGUGCUAGCCUCUGUUUUUUCAGUAUUGUCUGCCAUUUAUAAUUUACAGGUUGAACAAGAGUAUCUAAAGAUAGAAAAAGUAGAUCUUCCUCUGAUUGACAGCCUGAUUCGUGUCUUACAAAAUAUGGAGCAUUGUCAGAAGAAGCCAGAGAACUCAGCAGAGUCUAACACAGAAGAAACUAAAAAGUCUGAUUUAAUCCAAGAUGAUUUCCACUUGAAAAUCUUAAAGGAUAUUUCAUGUGAAUUUCUUUCUAAUAUUUUUCAGGUAUUAACAAAGGAGACUGUGGCUAAAGGACUAAAGGAAGGCCAGUUAAGCAAGCAGAAGUGUUCCUGUGCAUUUCAAAACCUUCUUCCUUUCUAUAGCCCUGUGGUGGAAGACUUUCUCAAAAUCCUACAUGAAGUUGAUAAGACCCUUGCUGGUGACCUAGAAGAAAGCUUCCCAAGUUUAAAGGUUCAGACUUAAAAACUGAAUUGUAAUUUCCUCUCCCUAAGAAAUAAAGUUUAUUUUUUUACUGACAGUUGAAAUUGACAAAUAGGAAAUAUUAGGUAAAGCCUAUGUAAGACUGUAAUUGUCUGGUAUUACACUCAUGCCCUUCUCCCUUCCCCAGCCUUAUCUCAUUUUGGUUUAGUAUGGGAGUCUGGAGUUUCACCACCAACAGACACCCCUUCGCCCGUUUUUUUGUUUGGGUAUGUGGUAUUUGUUAUCUUCAGGUAAAGAAAACAGAAAUACAAGCUUAUCAUUGAGGCGCUGUUUAGAAUAUUUGAAGGAUUGGUAAGAGUUUAUGCUAUUACAGUGGUUCCUGCUUUUCAUACCUCUUAAUUUGAUUUUUAUGUAAGAAUUUUAUAUUUGUGUCUACUAUAAGCAUAUUCUGCUGCACUAAUGGAAACCAUACUAUAAUAGCUUAACCCAAUAGUUUUUAUGUAUCUUAUGCAAUAAGAAGCCUAGAGGUGGGUAGUCCAGACCUCAUAGGGUGGGUCAGGGGCCCUGGGUCCUUUCACGUCCAAGUGUUCUGCCAUGUCGACCUUUGUGUUUAUGUUCUUAACCACAAGACAAUUCUUGCGGUUAAGGGGACUAUUCUAUCUCUGGUCCUUUAUCCACAUUCAGGGAGGAAAAAGGAGAAAGGCCAAGGGGCUUCUCCUAUCAAGUCUUUACCUGUUUUAAUUGGGAAGGACAGCCCUCCCUGUCCAGAACUGUGUUGCAUGGCAUUUCUAACUACAGGUAUUUGAAAUCAAGUACUUUUUUUCUUUCUAGCCCCUACAGGAAAGGCAAGAGAGAAAGGAGAUGUGAAUGGCUUUUGGAGAGCCAACCUGUGGCAUUUGCCACACAUAUGACAAACAUAUCUUUGUCAUUUUGUGACUGUUAAUUGUGUUGAUUCCACUCCAGAUUGUUAGUAACCCAAAAGCAAUUGUUUAGCUUUGUUACUGUUCAGUUCUUUUCAGUGUUAUAUGUAUAAAGAUACCAAUGCUAACAUUUGAUGAAAGUACAUUAGCGAAAUUUUCUAAUUUCAGCAUAAUUCUAGUAACUGAAUUUCAAAAAAUGAUUCAUUUGAGUGAAUUCAGAUUGUUAAAACUAAGACUGAGUUUCCUAACUUCUGAUUGUUUACAAUAUGUGCUAUAUACAUGAUUUCCUUUUCAUACUUUUAUCAUUCUUUAUAGUGUUGUCUAAUGAAAUGUAUUCUGAGAAUCAACCAGGCCCACUAAUGGCAGCAUACAGUUUGCAUUAUUUCAGUUGCUGGAAGUGGAAUUUUUAGUAAUUUAUAAGAAAAAACCAGUUAUGAAUAACAAAGCCAGCUUUUUAAACCUCUCUACUAAUACAACCUCUUCCCAGCUUAUUACAGAAUCUUUUUUUGAAACUCACAUUAUAUUUUUUCUCUUUAAAAAUUUUUAUUGUAUUUUUCAUUACCAUUUAGUCCUCUUAUGCCACCGCCCACAACCACCACACUGUCGUCCACGUCCAUGAGUCCUUUGCCUAGAUCCCUCCACCCCCUAGCCUCCCCACUCCCAUAGCUGUCAUCCUGCUCUCUAUAAGCCUAGCUUUAUUUUGGUUACAACAGUUGACUUUGUACAUUAGAUUCCACGUAUAAGUGAAAUCGUAUGGGACUUGUCUUUCAGACUAGCUAAUUUCAUCUGGUAUAAUGUUCUCUAUGUCCUCCAUGCUGUCGCAAAGGGUAAAAUAAUUCUUUUUUUAUGGCCAAGUGGUAUUCCAUUGUGUAAAUGUCCCGUAGUUGUUUUAUCCACUCAUCUACCGAUGGAUACUUGGGCUGCUUCCAUAUCUUGUUUUUUUUUGUCUUUAAAGUAUUGGUCUUGCUUCACACUUUGUAUUCUUUUUGUUAGUGACUUUUGCUAAUAAAAUACAGGGAUACCAUUAUUGAUAAGAGAUAAAUAACUUCCAGUUUGGAGGUAUUUUUGUUUUAAGCGUACCUGCUAAAAAGAAUUGAACCAUAAAAUUAAAGUCUUACUGAUUAAACUGUAAUUGGUAGGUUUACUUUAUGUAUAUUUAUUUGCAUGUUUUCACUGAUAAUCUUAUCCACAGGAUGAAUGUGACUGUAUUCAAUGUGAAAUUUCA
Messenger RNA from Pteronotus mesoamericanus, 3532 nucleotides. It is a transcript of the gene SAAL1, whose product is annotated as serum amyloid A like 1. Gene Ontology annotation, cellular component: nucleoplasm. The coding region runs from base 5 to 1429 and encodes 474 amino acids. The transcript is spliced from 12 exons. The record is from RefSeq and is a predicted model, not a curated record. Gene Ontology annotation, biological process: positive regulation of synoviocyte proliferation. Lineage: Eukaryota; Metazoa; Chordata; Mammalia; Chiroptera; Mormoopidae.